This is a messenger RNA of Oncorhynchus mykiss (rainbow trout), 1363 nucleotides long. The record is from RefSeq and is a predicted model, not a curated record. NCBI's taxonomy places the organism in Eukaryota, Metazoa, Chordata, Actinopteri, Salmoniformes, Salmonidae.
GUAUUCCUCGAGCACGACACGAAUAAAAAACCCAGCUGAAACGUGUGUUUGUCUUCCGCGUCUUCUAUUUGGGACAGUAGGUGAUAUUCGGGUAGGCAUUGGACACCGAGUGAAUGUAACUUCGCUCUGCCCGCUAUCCAUCAUAAAACCUUAUUUUUAAGAAUAGUUGUUAAUUGACUGCAAAAAACUACCUGGGGCCAGGGAUUUCAUAGUAGCCAACACCGACUGUGGAUUUUGUCACAUUGGCAUACAAUGACAACUUCCAUCCGUACAAAGACAGAUCCUUUGGAUUCCACUGAUCCCCAGGUUCUGGACUAUAUGCUGGUUCCUCACCGGAACUUCAACCUGAUCAAUGGGGUCCACUCUCCCGACGAGGUCGACCAAAUCCAGAACUGGGAGAUCCGAGACUCCGACAUAUUCGCCGUCACUUAUCCCAAGUCAGGGACGAUCUGGAUGCAGCAGAUUCUGACUCUGAUAGAAGCCAAAGGGGACGUCACUCCAAACACAGAGCAUCUCAACGCGCAGCGCGUCCCAUGGAUCGAGCUGAUUGGCAGUGAGAAGGAGUUUAACGCUACCCCUUCCCCCAGGCUACGGGUCACCCACCUGCAGUACAAGUUCAUGCCUCUCGCCAUCAGACAAAAGAGGGGAAAGGUGAUCUAUGUGGCCAGAAACCCUAAGGAUGUUCUCGUGUCCUAUUACCACUUCCACAAAUAUGCAGCCAUGCUGGAGACACCGAAGGACUUCAAUGAUUUCUUUGAGAAAUUCAUGGAAGGGAAAGUUUUUGGGAACUGUUGGUUUGAGCACAUCAAGACGUGGUACGCUAAUAGAGACAACAUGAACUUCCUGUACAUCACAUAUGAAGAGAUGAUCAAGGACCUGCGCUCCAUGGUGGAGAGGAUGUGCAGGUUUCUAGGGAAGGAUUUGACAGAGGAGCAGAUGGCCAGUGUGGUGGAACACAGCACCUUUAGAACCAUGAAACAGAACCCGCAGGCUAACUACAAGACGGUGCCCGACUCCCUGCUUGACCACAACAAGGGCACGUUUAUGAGGAAAGGGCAAUUCUGCCACUUUUCAACCUCAUAUUCAUGAUCUCUGGAAUCAUACCUGUGUCUACAUAUGUGAAAAUAGGACCAUUGGGGACUGGAAGAACCAUUUCACUGUUGCACAGAGCGAGAGAUUUGACAGUGUCUUCCAGGAGAAGAUGAAGGACCUGCCCCUCUCUUUUGCUUGGGACAUCAAUGACAUCACUAGUGUCACGUGAUGACAUCCUAGUCACGUCUUGCAGGGAUGUUUUUAAUCCUUGGGCGGGCCCCCUAAGCAUUUUUUCAGGUCACCUAAGUCCAAAUAGUGUAAAAAGAAAAAA